Molecule: messenger RNA, 3245 nt
Organism: Callorhinchus milii (elephant shark)
Lineage: Eukaryota; Metazoa; Chordata; Chondrichthyes; Chimaeriformes; Callorhinchidae
Gene: gne
Product: glucosamine (UDP-N-acetyl)-2-epimerase/N-acetylmannosamine kinase
Exons: 12
Coding region: 176-2344 (722 amino acids)
Biological process (GO): UDP-N-acetylglucosamine metabolic process
Molecular function (GO): UDP-N-acetylglucosamine 2-epimerase activity; N-acylmannosamine kinase activity; hydrolase activity, hydrolyzing O-glycosyl compounds
Source: RefSeq, a predicted model, not a curated record
GCAGUGUGAGUGGCAGUGUGAGGGCGGGAGCAGUGGGUGAGGCUCCUCCCUGUCUCUGGGCGGCACUGUGUGUGCGCGGCCUCUCUCUCUGUGUGUGUGUGUGUGUGUGCGGAGACCGAGGAGCGGAGCGGCCCUGUGACUGAGGAACUUUGAAGAAAUUCAGACUGCGAAGACCAUGGAGAAAAUGGGAAGCAAAAGAAAGUUUCGGAUCUGUGUGGCUACCAGCAAUCGUGCGGAUUACUCCAAGCUCGCUCCCAUCAUGUUUGGAAUCAAGGCGCAACCCGAAUGCUUUGACUUGCAAGUGGUUGUUUUAGGAUCCCAUCUAAUUGACGAUUAUGGGAACACAUAUCGCAUGAUUGAACAGGAUGAUUUUGACAUCAACACAAGCUUGCAUACAAUAGUCCGUGGUGAAGAUGAGGCGGCCAUGGUGGAGUCUGUAGGCCUGGCCUUGGUGAAGUUGCCAGAUGUACUUAACCGCUUGAAGCCAGAUGUGAUGAUUGUUCAUGGAGACAGGUUUGAUGCUUUAGCUGUUGCAACCUCAGCUGCCCUGAUGAAUAUUCGAAUUCUGCACAUUGAGGGCGGUGAGGUUAGUGGUACCAUAGACGACUCGAUCCGACAUGCUAUUACCAAACUGGCCCACUAUCAUGUUUGUUGCACACGCAGUGCAGAACUGCACCUUAUAGCCAUGUGUGAGGAUCAUAAACGUAUCCUAUUAGCUGGGUGCCCAUCUUAUGACCUGCUACUUAAUGCAAAAACCAAGGACUACCAAAGCAUUCUACAAACUUGGCUAGGAGACGAUGUGAAGCCCAAAGAAUAUAUUGUGGCUCUGCAACACCCAGUUACCACCAACAUUAAACAUUCUGUGAAGAUGUUUGAACUGACACUAAAUGCUCUAAUAACAUUCGAGAAGCGAACAUUGAUUCUGUUCCCCAACAUCGAUGCAGGAAGUAAAGAAAUGGUGCGUGCAAUGAGGAAGCAAGGUAUCGAGCAAAAUCCGAAUUUCAGAGCAGUUAAACACAUUCCCUUUGAGCAGUUCAUCCAAUUGGUGGCAUACGCUGGGUUAAUGAUUGGGAACAGUAGUUGUGGUGUGCGAGAAGCAGGGGCUUUUGGUACGCCUGUCAUCAACUUGGGAACUCGGCAGACUGGAAGAGAAACAGGUGAAAAUGUUCUCCAUGUCCGUGAUGCUGACUGCCAGAAUAAAAUUCUGCAUGCAUUGCAGCUUCAGUUUGCCAAGCAGUACCCUUGUUCAAAGAUUUAUGGAGAUGGGAAUGCAGUUCCACGGAUACUGAAAUUUCUGAAGUCCAUUGACAUCAAUGAGCCUUUGCAAAAGAAUUUCUGUUUUCCACCAGUGAAAGAGUGCAUCUCUCAAGACAUUGACCAUAUCCUGGAAACGCAAAGUGCUCUUGCUGUGGAUUUAGGAGGAACCAACCUGAGGGUGGCUAUCAUCAGUAUGCAGGGUGAUCUUAUAAAAAAGUACAUACAACCCAAUCCUGAAACUUUCAAUGAGAGAAUUGCGUUGAUUCGGAAGAUGUGUGUCGAUGCAGCAACUGAAUCUGUGAACCUUAAUUGCAGGAUUCUCGGAGUUGGCAUAUCCACGGGUGGACGUGUAAACCCAGCUGAAGGAAUUGUCCUUCAUUCCACCAAACUUAUUCAGGAAUGGAUCUCUGUAGACCUAAGGACACCAAUCUCUGAUGCUCUUCACCUGCCUGUGUGGGUGGACAAUGAUGGAAACUGUGCUGCUUUGGCAGAAAAAAAGUAUGGCCAUGGCAAAGGAGUAGAAAACUUUGUAACCGUGAUCACUGGCACAGGAAUAGGAGGGGGGAUCAUUCACAACUCUGAGCUGAUUCAUGGCAGCAUGUUCUGUGCUGCUGAGCUUGGCCACAUCAUUGUGUCACUAGAUGGACCAGAGUGCAUGUGUGGGGCCAGGGGCUGUAUAGAGGCUUAUGCUUCAGGAAUGGGACUGCAGCGAGAAGCAAAAAAAUUACAUGACGAAGAUUUGCUCAUGGUGGAAGGUAUGUCUAUCAAGAAUGAAGAAGCAGUCAGUGCUGUUCACUUAAUACAGGCUGCCAAACUGGGCAACACCAAAGCACAAAAUGUCCUCAGAACAGCUGGAACUGCUCUGGGAAUUGGUAUUGUGAAUAUUCUCCACACGGUGAACCCGUCUCUUGUCAUUCUCUCCGGAGUUUUGGCCAGUACAUUUGAGAGCAUGGUGAAGGAUGUCAUUGCCCAGAGAGCUCUGAGCUCCACUCAGAACGUUGAAGUUCUUGUUUCAGAUCUCUUGGAGCCUGCACUGCUUGGAGCAGCCAGUAUGGCUUUAGAUUAUGCUACACGCAGAACCUAUUAGAUCAUCACAAGCAUUCAGUUACCAGAAUUAACAUUGGGGUCUAAAAUACGGGCUUUUUUUUAGUCCUUAGUUCAGGAGCCGGAGUGGGGACUCUUUCUGGGAAUUAUAAGUACAUGUGGAACCUCUGCUCCAAAAGAAGAUUGUAUUCAGAGGUUUUUCCUAUGAGUCCAUGCAUUUACAUUCCUUCAUUAAGUAAUGAAUCCCAUUUGAAAUUGACAGAUGAAAUAGCCACAAUGGGAAUUUUAGAGCCCAAUGUGGCUGUAUCGACUGUUCCAAAUCAGUUCUAUUUUUAAAGUGUUCCCUCAUUCAUUUUUUGUUCAUUCGUUCUUUAGUGAAAUCUGGAGCGGAAUUUACAUCAAUAAAUGAAAGGAGGGAACUAUCAGACCUUUCCAAUCUCUACAGUUUCAAACUUUUCAAUAUUUAAUUGCCCCUGGGGAUAGAUGAUGUGACGCAUACUUUUUUGUUACUUUUAUACAAUCUGAAUUUAUGUGUAUAUAUUAUAAAAAUAUAAUUUCUGGAGUCAGUAGCGCUGAAUGUGGUGCAUUUUCAUAUAGAGGGAUGGGAAAUCAGAGAGUGGCAUGCAUGACAAUUGCAGCAGUUGGUUUAGCCAGAAUUACUUGAACAGUUACCAGAAUCAACAUAAUAUUUGUGCUUUCAAGUUUUCUCUGUAGUUCACUUUGGUUUCUCUUGAGCCCCUCACAUUUCUUGUCCUUUUUUCCUCUCUUUUUUCACGUCUUCAGUUACUCAAUGUUUACUUUGAUUUCCAUCAACAAGCUUGUUACAUGCAAAUCACCCAUGCAUGAUGUUUAAUAGUGAACAAAAGAACCAUUUGUCAAGGUUGUAUGUAUUCCUUCAGACAUGUUAGAUUAGUGAAUAAACAUUUAAGAGUUCCCCUUUGAAA